Ipomoea triloba (trilobed morning glory) is the source of this 1212-nucleotide messenger RNA. Its product is annotated as RING-H2 finger protein ATL52-like. Gene Ontology annotation, biological process: protein ubiquitination. NCBI's taxonomy places the organism in Eukaryota, Viridiplantae, Streptophyta, Magnoliopsida, Solanales, Convolvulaceae. The coding region runs from base 139 to 1095 and encodes 318 amino acids. Gene Ontology annotation, molecular function: transferase activity. The transcript has a single exon. The record is from RefSeq and is a predicted model, not a curated record.
CCACCCACCCACCCACUUCUCUCCCUUCAUCUCCAACAACCUAACCUAUUGUCCUACAACAAAAGAAAAACACAUUAUUGGAGGGGAGGGAGGGCUUUUAGUUUGAAGCGCUAAGGGAGAAAGAAUUAAUAAGGGAGGAUGGGUUCUGCUGGGAACCAAAAUCCAUGGGCACCAUAUGAUAGCUAUAAAGAUUGUUCACUGGGGAUUUGCAGCGUGUACUGUCCCCAAUGGUGCUUCUACGUCCUCCCUCCUCCUCCACCGUCCGAUGAUGAGGAUUCUGGCCCCACUUUCUCCCCUCUCAUCAUAGCCAUCAUUGGCAUUCUCGCAAGCGCUUUCCUCCUCGUCACAUAUUACACUGUCAUCACAAAAUACUGCAGAAGAAGAAGAGGAGACAGUUCAUCAGGCGCUGGGGAUUUGGAAGCCAAUAAUACGCCUCAGGAUCAGUGGCAGUUAUUGACCGCCUCUUCUGGUUUAGAUGAAACUGUGAUCAAAUCCAUCGCGGUUUUCAAGUACAGGAAAAGUGAAGGAGUUGUGGAAGGAACAGAGUGUUCUGUGUGUCUCUCUGAUUUCCAAGACGAUGAGAAUCUGAGAUUGUUGCCUAAAUGUAGCCAUGCCUUUCAUCUCCCCUGCAUCGAUACAUGGCUUAAAUCCCACUCCAAUUGUCCCCUUUGUCGAGCCAAUGUAGCUUCUCCCAACCCUAAUCAAUUGCCUCCCCCACCUCCACCCCCCACUGCACCACUACAAUCAGAAUUGGUGAUUGAUCGCGAUGAUGAUCACCGCGAAGCCGAAGAGGUUAGUAGUGUUGUUAGUCUCUGUGAUGCCUCCCUAAAGCUGGGCUGCAGCAAUGGGGAGAGUUCUGAGAAUAAUGGAGAAAAAGGAGAGGGUGUUAAGCUGCAGUUCAGAAGAUCAAUAUCUUUAGGUGCUCAGCAGAGGCAGCUAAUUUUGGGGAGGAUUGAUGAUCAUCAGCAAUUAUUAUUGCAGGCAGAAAGCAGCAAGGGUAACAACAGUAGACGACGAACUCAUGCUGCUUUUGGGAGAUCCAUUUCUACAGGAAGAUUAAUGUUUUCAAGGUAUGACAAUGGCAACAAUCUCUGAUCUUCUGAACUGAUGUACAUCUCAGCUCAUUACAAAACUUUUUUCUUUCCAUUGUAAAUUCUGAACAUAUACCAACACAUGAAUUGAAAUUGAUGAUGAAUUCUAAUUUCUGGGUAA